GCUCAUUUCAUCAGAUAGUACUGACGUAAGUACAAAUGAAAAAUUUGCCUACUGUGCAACACAUUCUCGGACAUAAAAUGAUAUGAAAUAGUUUCUCAUUAUGUGGGUGAAGUUAAUUUUGAUAGUGUGUGGUUUUUCUGAAAUAAACUCGUUGAUAUAUCCUAUCGUUGAUCCCAAUAAGCUUUACAAAUAUUCUCCACCUGAGAACGAUGUCACAUUUCAUCUAUACCACAGGAACGACCUCUCUAUAAAUGAUCAAAUUUUCAUAGGAAAUGAGAGUUCCAUCGCUUUGUCGAGAUUUGACACGGAAUUACCAACAAAGAUAAUAGUACAUGGCUGGACGCACGGAAAAGAUAUUCCAUGGAUAGUAGAAAUGAGAGAAGUCGUUGAUUGGUCUAAUCUUUCCCAUGUUGUUUACGUAGAAGCAAGAAUCCACAAUUUUGUUGUUGGUAAACAACUUUCGAAAUUCUUGUUGUUUCUCAUGGACUACGGUAACAUAUCCAUGAUGUCAGUUCACCUCAUUGGUCACAGUAUGGGUGCACAAAUUUCAGCAGUAGCUGGUUUGCUUGUGGAAAUGUAUAGUGGAGAGAAAAUUGGAAGGAUCACAG
This is a messenger RNA of Leptinotarsa decemlineata (Colorado potato beetle), 608 nucleotides long. RefSeq names its product pancreatic lipase-related protein 2. Gene Ontology annotation, biological process: lipid catabolic process. The record is from RefSeq and is a predicted model, not a curated record. Gene Ontology annotation, molecular function: serine hydrolase activity; lipase activity. Lineage: Eukaryota; Metazoa; Arthropoda; Insecta; Coleoptera; Chrysomelidae.